GCGUCGGAAUUGUACGUUGGUUGGGUAAAUCAUUGGAUAAAUGUAGGUGAAAUCGCGAUAUAUAAAAUAGUUGUUAGGGACAGUAGUUGUUCGUUUUACAGUAGGGAAAUAAAUAAACAAUGAACGAGGCCUUUUCCAAUUAACUUUUAUUAAUUUUUUAAUCGGGGAUAGUUUUCGUGUAUUAGUUUAAAUGGUAGGUAUAACUUUUAUAUUUUACCACUUAACUAAUGAACAAGCUGCGUAAAUUUGAUGAUGAAGAAUAUACCGAUGAAAAAGCGCGGCAAUGAAUUUAAGCUCUUGUACAAAUUGGCUGUGUAUGAAAAACAAUUCCAAAGAAGUCGCAAGUCCACCAACAGACUUUUCGCCUCCGGUUCUAACAACGGGGCCAGGUCCGAGUCCUGGAAGUUCAAGUUCUUGUGAUGAUGUUUUGCCGCCGUCGAAAAAUUGUUUCAGAUUAGUCAUGCUAGGAUCGGCUAAGGUGGGCAAGACUUGCCUUGUCCAAAGAUUUCUGGGUGGGAAGUUUCAAGAUAACUACACCCCUACAAUCGAGGACUUUCACAGAAAAUUGUAUAGAAUACGCGGGGAGAUAUUUCAACUAGACAUACUGGACACUUCAGGAAACCAUCCCUUUCCCGCUAUGAGAAGGCUGUCAUUUCUGACCGGUGAGUUGAUUGUUGUACAGGAAAAAUUAGUUUAA
Photinus pyralis (common eastern firefly) is the source of this 697-nucleotide messenger RNA. RefSeq names its product dexamethasone-induced Ras-related protein 1-like. Gene Ontology annotation, molecular function: GTPase activity; GTP binding. The record is from RefSeq and is a predicted model, not a curated record. The transcript has 2 exons. The coding region runs from base 284 to 697 and encodes 137 amino acids. NCBI's taxonomy places the organism in Eukaryota, Metazoa, Arthropoda, Insecta, Coleoptera, Lampyridae.